This is a messenger RNA of Peromyscus eremicus (cactus mouse), 1801 nucleotides long. It is a transcript of the gene Aspg, whose product is annotated as asparaginase. The record is from RefSeq and is a predicted model, not a curated record. Lineage: Eukaryota; Metazoa; Chordata; Mammalia; Rodentia; Cricetidae. Gene Ontology annotation, molecular function: asparaginase activity; protein binding. The coding region runs from base 1 to 1695 and encodes 564 amino acids. The transcript is spliced from 15 exons. Gene Ontology annotation, biological process: amino acid metabolic process.
AUGGCUCGCGCUGCCGGACCCGAGCGGCGGCUGCUGGCCAUCUACACUGGCGGCACCAUCGGCAUGAGGAGCGAGGGCGGUGUGCUGCUACCCGGGAGAGGCCUGGCCGCUGUCCUGAGGACGCUUCCCAUGUUCCACGAUGAAGGGUACGCCCAGGCCCACCACCUGCCCGAGGGGACGCUGGUGCUGCCCCCGGCCAGUCCUGACCAGAGGAUCCUCUACACGGUGCUGGAGUGCCAGCCACUCUUCGACUCCAGUGACAUGACCAUCACUGAGUGGGUUCAGAUUGCCCAAACCAUAGAGAGACACUACACACAGUACCAGGGCUUUGUGGUCAUCCACGGCACGGACACCAUGGCCUUCGCCGCCUCGGUGCUUUCUUUCAUGCUGGAAAACCUGCAGAAACCUGUCGUCCUGACUGGCGCCCAGGUACCUAUCCAUGCACUGUGGAACGAUGGCCGUGAGAACCUGCUGGGGGCCCUGCUCAUGGCUGGCCAAUACAUCAUUCCUGAGGUCUGCCUAUUCUUCCAGAAUCAGCUCUUUCGGGGCAAUCGGACCACCAAGGUGGACGCUCGGAGGUUUGCAGCCUUCUGCUCUCCCAACCUCCCGCCUCUGGCCACUGUGGGUGCAGAUGUCACAAUCAACCGCGAAUUGGUACGGAAGGCCAGCCGGAAGGACCAUCUGGUGGUGCACAGCAGUAUGGAGCGUGACGUUGGCCUCCUGCGCCUUUACCCUGGGAUUCCCGCCUCCCUGGUCCGGACCUUCCUGCAGCCCCCACUGAAAGGUGUGGUCAUGGAGACCUUCGGCUCUGGGAAUGGGCCCACCAAGCCAGACCUACUGCAGGAGCUGCGGGUGGCAUCUGAACAAGGCCUGAUCAUUGUCAACUGUACUCAUUGCCUUCAGGGGGCUGUGACUUCGGACUAUGCAUCUGGCGUGGCCAUGGCAGGAGCUGGCAUUGUCUCAGGCUUCGACAUGACGUCAGAAGCUGCCCUGGCCAAACUGUCCUACGUGCUAGGCCAGCCAGGGUUAAGCUUGGAUGACCGGAAGAAGCUGCUGGCCAAGAAUCUUCGUGGGGAGAUGACGCUGCCCAUAACGGAUGAGCACCAGUCCUUACUGCAAGAUGGCAUGUUGGGCUGCAGGGUAUCAUGGCUUCUCAGUCUGAAUGGCAGCCAGGAGGCUGAUACCAUGCAGGAGGUCCUGAUGUCCAGCCUGGCCCUGGCUGCAGCUCACGCUGGUGACCUAGACACUCUGCAGGCCUUUGUGGAGCAGGGCAGAGACCUCAACCUGAAGGACUGUAGUGGUCAGACCCCACUGCACGUGGCUGCACGGAGGGGCCAUGCCUCGGUGGUCACUAUGCUGCUGCAGAAGGGUGUGGAUGUGAAUGCCCACAAUGAAGAUGGCCAUAGCCCACUCCUGCUGGCCGUGAGGGGCAGGCAUCAGGGCAUCAUUGGGCUGCUGCGGGCCGCUGGGGCUUGCCUAUCUCCCCAGGAGCUGGAGGACGUUGGAACAGAGCUGUGCAGGCUGGCAUCCAGGGCGGACAGCGAAGGCCUGAGGGCAUGGUGGCAGGCUGGGGCUGACCUAGAACAGCUGGACUAUGAUGGACAUUGUGCUCUGCAAGUAGCUGAAGCAGCUGGGAAUGCGGAUGUGGUGGCCCUGCUACAGAGCUUUAAGGACAGGGUCAGCGCUCAGCCCUAGAUCCACUAAGUCCUGGGCUGGGCCGCCGUCCCCUCAGUGAGCUCCCAUUGAUCUGCAGCUGGAUCUUGGCCCCUGGCAUCCCAGAGCCGGUUCUGCAGACAGCCUG